GUUUCCGAACACACGUCAAUCGUGGCAACCCAACCUUUCUUGUCUUUUGCAUUUUCAGCUGGCAGGGCUGACAACGGAUAGAGAAGGCUCGGGGCAAAAAGAAUGUUCUGAGACUCAGUCUAGGCCACGAUUUCACUUGCUGUGUUGUUGAAGACUGUUCACGUCUCCUAAUUUUUGUGGCAACACAAGUAUCAAUAUGAGUGCAGAAUCUUCCGACGAUGAAUUUUUUGAUGCUGAGUCAGAUCCAGCAUCUGAAACUGAUAGCAAGCCAGGGCCUGACCUUGCACUUUGCUCUGAUAAGACAGCAGAUGGGAAGGCAGUAGUCGGUGGUGAAGUGACUGCAGUCGCUGAAGCCAGUGCAGAUGCAACCUGCAGCACCAGUAGUGCUAGUGAUGAUGGAGCAGUAGUCGCCGCAGCUGCACAGCCACUGCCCGUUGUGAAUGCAUCCGGUACACCGGCCGCUGCUGCUACCAUCAGUAAUGCAGCUGAGGAGCCUGCUGAGGAGACUUCAGCUAGAGCAAGCACAGCAUCAAGUAAGCCGCAUGACGAUGCUACUGCUCCUGCUACCGCUGCUACUACUCCUGCUGCUGCUGGCAGUGAUCAAGUUGAUGGUGCCGUGAUGAGCUCGGUGCGAGGACUUGUUGCACCGUCUUCGCCGAAAACACAAGAAGCGGCACAAGUCAAGCCCGUGGACUCUCCUCCUGACACAGCCACAGGACAGACUGCGAAGAACACCGCUGCUCCCGGACUCACCGCUGCAACAUGUGCCUCUUCCGUGCCAGCAUGCGGCUCACCAGCUGCCAGCGGUCCACGUAGACCUCCGCCUCCGAAGAUAGCACCGUACCGUGGGACUAGGUCAGGCUCCUUGAAGUCCGACACUGGCAUCACCACCAGCACCACACAGGGUACACACACAGAGGCUACGAAUGGCUCUGCUGGUAGUGGUGACAUUGGAAUGACGGAGGUGGCCACAUCGAGUGCUGCCGGCAUCACAACACAAGGCGAAGCCACCCAGUCGCAAAACACGCACCAAGAAGAAGACUUUGUCAGUCGGUACGCUGCGGGUGUGAACACCACGUCCUCUAAUCACUUCAAUUUCGUUGCUGCGGAGGAUAAAGCGCCGGGUGUGGUCACACCUGUCACCAGUGUGACCAAGCUGGAUGAUCCCAUCUCGGAUACGGAAAUUUUGGAAGGCACCCUUGUGAAGAACUUGGACACUGGUGAAUCUAUUCCACUGAGUGAGGCCGAGAAGUGCAUACCAAACGGUGUGAAUCCUCUAGCCUUGCACAUCAUGAGAUUAACAUCAGAGUUUGUUGGCGCUGAACCGGAGAGUGAGGAUCCAAACAGUCGCGAAUCAACGGCGACUGUAGCUGCGGCACAAGCUGAAGCAGCUGCAAAAAUAGUCAAGCAGAAGGGGAAACUGGCGUUCAAAGCAUUUAAGGGCAAGGUGAAGUCGGUCAAGAAGGCUCUCGAAGCUCACGGUGACAAUGAUGCGGAUCCUGAUUCAGAGAACAAUGACUCUGUGCGCUUCAAGGCGUCCAGUAGUCAUCGCGGUCCACCGUUCGAGUAUGACAAUCUGACACUGCGGCAAGAUUUGAGCAAUGAACAUACGGGCCCUGUGUGGACCAUUCGCUUUUCGACAGAUGGACGACUCAUGGCAUCAGCUGGACAAGAUUUGAUUGUGAGAGUCUGGGUUCUGAAGAAAGCCAAGGGAACGUUUGACGACAUGCGUAACAAGUACUCAUCUAAAGACGGCAGUGACAACAGCGACUCCUCACCAAGAGCAACUCCGGCUGAUGAUGAUUCUCUAUUCGACUCCAAGCCAUUCUGUGCGUAUUCCGGUCACACGGCUGAUAUUCUGGAUCUGGCGUGGUCAAAGAAUUACUUUCUUCUGUCAGCGUCCUUUGAUAAGACGGUCCGGCUUUGGCAUGUAUCACGUCAGGAAUGUCUGGCUUGCUUUCAGCACACCGAGUUCGUCACUGGAAUUGCCUUCCAUCCGCGGGAUGAUCGUUAUUUCCUUAGCGGAUCGCUCGACGCUCGCUUGCGCCUCUGGAAUAUUCCGGACAAGAAAGUUGCGCUGUGGAAUGAAGUGGAGGGCUCAGGCAAUCGUCUCAUCACUGCUGCUAACUUUGUCCAGAAUGGCAAGUAUGCAGCGGCCGGUACGUAUGAUGGCCGAUGUCUGCUCUAUGAAACCGAGUACCUCAAGUACCACACACAGAUCCAUGUACGGUCAUCUCGAGGCAAGAACGCCAAGGGUCGCAAGAUCACUGGUAUUGUACCAAUGCCCGGUGAAGAUAAGAUCUUGAUCUCAUCGAAUGACUCUCGUGUUCGCCUGUACGAUCUGAAGGAUCUGUCCAUGGUAUGCAAGUACAAGGGUGCCGUAAACCGCUCCAGUCAGAUUGAGGCGUCCUUCAGUGCUGAUGGCUCUCACAUUAUUACUGGCUCUGAGAACGGGUUUGUGUACCUGUGGCGCACGUUCCAUGACUUCUCACGCUCUGCUGCUGCUCGCCUCAACGACUUCUAUGAGAGCUUUGCUGCCCCUGUCAGUACACAGAGUGGUGAUCAAGUGACUGCGGCUGUGUUUGCACCGGUUCCCGGCCUGUUUGCCGACGAAGGUAUCUCCGAGAACAGUGAUGUGCUUGUGGCAGCCGACUACAACGGCUGUAUACACGUUUAUUCUAAGCCACGCUGAGCUAAGCAUUUGCUGCCGUUGUUGCAGCUGCUGCUGCCACCGCUCCUACUGUUGCUGCUGCUGGCACUGCUUGCUAGCAGCCUAGGUGUGAUGUACCCAUUGCAACACGUGCUCAGUUAUAUAUUGUUUAGAAACGAGCAUGCUGCUACCUGUAAAUUAUUCCAUUGCCAGACCACUGACUGAGCCGUGCGAUAACUACUGAAGUAGUACUGCCAGGUACAGCAUACAUUGCUGCAGCCUCUACGCCUCUCCACCAGGCCUGCACUGAGUUUGUCUUUGUCCUGUCAGUGUACAUUGCUGCAGCCUCUACGCCUCUCUGUCAGGCCUGCACUGAGUUUGUCUUUGUCCCGUCAGUGUACACUGCUGCAGCCUCUACGCCUCUCUGUCAGGCUUGCACUGAGUUUGUCUUUGUCCCGUCCGUAUAAUGCAAGAGCUAUUACCAAAUUGUUGACCAAGCUCUCACCAGUAUUUUCAAUUUUCACCCCACCGCCCGUACACCUAUAUUCUCUACCUCUACUCUAGUGCAAGAAGACAACACUACUGAAGUACGUAAAACGUGUUCUAAGAGUACUUUUAACUUUAAUUCUUUCUUAUCGUUGGCAAGUGUUUGGUAACUUUGGUUGCCGGUUGAAGGCACGUGUUUGUUUGCUGUUGUAUUCUAACCUAUUGAGUCUUGGCAUGAUGUCACCCGUGGGCGGAUAGGAGUUUUUGUUGUUGCUGUUUGUUAUUGUUAUGUGCCGUCGUCAUUGUUGUCGAUAGUGGCAUCAAUGUCCAUCAGGCUAAUUCCUGUUAUGCCAUGUGAGUGAAUCCUAUCUUUGCAGAAACAUGUG
This is a messenger RNA of Sycon ciliatum, 3522 nucleotides long. Its product is annotated as WD repeat-containing protein 44-like. Bases 197 to 2692 code for a protein of 831 amino acids. The transcript is spliced from 21 exons. The record is from RefSeq and is a predicted model, not a curated record. NCBI's taxonomy places the organism in Eukaryota, Metazoa, Porifera, Calcarea, Leucosolenida, Sycettidae. Gene Ontology annotation, molecular function: protein binding.